GCCUAUUCACUCAUUGCAUCGCUGCAAGGCUGGCAGAAGCACCUACUAUCUUUCUCUUACUACAAUGACCUACUUGUCGAACCUACUUCUUCGGCACCAACCAAUGCAUUCACAACUUCGAUUCAAAGUAGAUUGACCUACUUUCCCCUGUCUCACAAGCAAUUGCACUUCCGCGGCGGAAUGCUGUCUCGCACGAGUAAUUCCUCGCCAGCGACACGACACGACACGUCCUUUCUUCCUUCUGCCCUCAUGCCUCGAAUCGCGAUGCCUCGAAUUCCAAUCCUCCUCCUCCCAAUCACGCUUGUGGUCAUCAUAUCGCUCAUAGUCCUUGCCCAGCAGCACCCCCACACGGCAGAAUAUCUGGAUAUCAAGAGCUGGAGCUCGUGGACCGAGAAGUUCUAUCGAAAUCGCCAUGAAGGGGCGAGCCGCCUCAACCUGACUUUGGCGGGUAACGAGUUGCGAUACCAGAUGGCCGUGGCCCAGCGUAAAGAAAUUAUGGCCCAGCUGCCCCCCGACACACCCGCCUUCGCCGACCCUUUCGCCUCAAAAUACACGCUCUGGGACCUCGUCAUUCCUGCCUUUUCGUGCCCAUUCCCCGUUUACCGCGUCGGAAAUAUGGCGGAUGGUGGCAAAUAUGUCUGUGGACUCGAGCGAGCUACCCAUCAGGACCGGUGCAUUAUCUAUUCCAUGGGAGUGGAGCGCCAGUCGAGUUUCGAGCAGGAGAUCUUGCAUCAGAGCGAUAAAUGCGAGGUUCAUGGAUUCGACUUCUCGGUAACGAAAUGGGGACCAGAACUUCUCAACGACCACGAAGUCAACAAUCGCUCGCAUUUCCACCAGUACAAGAUCACGGGAAAGGACAACCACAACGCCUCGCCGAAAGAGUACUCUCUCUCCGGAAUCAUGAAGGAAUUGGGUCACGACUUUAUCGACAUUCUCAAGGUUGACAUCGAGGGCUCGGAAUGGCGCACAUUAUACGAACUCAUCGCUUCUUUCGACGGCAAACCUCUUCCUUUCGGCCAGAUGCAGAUUGAAAUCCACGUUGGUUGGACUCCUGAAAUGAAAACGAUGAAAGCGGUCGAAGGGUGGUGGACGAUGUUGGAAGAAGCUGGACUACGUGCGUUUUGGACUGAAGUCAACCUCGGAGAUGUCAACUCUGUCCGCCGGGGUCCCAUCGUCGCUGAGUGGUCCUUCAUCAACAUUCGAGGUAAUCAUGCGUUGUUGAACGACCGUCUUCCGGACUACCCUUAA
Messenger RNA from Mycena indigotica, 1248 nucleotides. RefSeq names its product Methyltranfer-dom domain-containing protein. Lineage: Eukaryota; Fungi; Basidiomycota; Agaricomycetes; Agaricales; Mycenaceae. The coding region runs from base 181 to 1248 and encodes 355 amino acids. The record is from RefSeq and is a predicted model, not a curated record. The transcript is spliced from 7 exons.